This is a messenger RNA of Anisakis simplex (herring worm), 216 nucleotides long. NCBI's taxonomy places the organism in Eukaryota, Metazoa, Nematoda, Chromadorea, Rhabditida, Anisakidae. The record is from the annotation of a GenBank genome assembly.
AUGACUGUUAAAAUUGUUUCGGGACCAGAUGCACAAGAAUUCGCAGCUUUGGAUAGGACGAGCUCAAUGCAACGUUUGAGCAUGUCAACUUAUCCAGUGCACAGCUUGAAUGGUACCAACUACAUGAAUGUUCCAACUGAUAAUCGCGCACCUUUAGCACAACGGUAUCAAGAUAGAGAGCAGAAUGAUAUCAUUUAUGGUUCAACACCUUUCUGA